UCACUCACGGUCAAAUGUCAAAAUGUAAUGUCGCUUUCACGUAUAGCGCAUUUAAAAUUUGUUUAGCAACAAUUAUUUAAUAAUAGUUUUAUAAUAACGGCUUAAAUAUUUAUAUGUGAAUGUUAAUUAAAAAUCAUGGAAGGAACUUUAUGGAAAUGGACAAAUUACUGGAACGGUUGGCAAACCAGAUGGUUUGUCUUGGAAAAUGGUGUACUAACUUAUUAUAAAUCUCAAGAGGAAGUUAAUCAAGGAUGCAAAGGAUCAAUUAAAGUACAAGCUUGUGAAAUAAAUGUGAAUUAUAUUGAUAUUACAAGGAUGGAUUUAGUAAUUCCUGGCGAACAACAUAUGUAUUUAAGGGCCCCAACAUCUCAAGAGCGACAAAAAUGGCUUGUUGCAUUAGGUACUGCUAAAGCUUGUGUUCAAACUAAAAAUAGAAAAGAUUCAGGUAAAAAUAUUGUGUGUGGUUGGAAAAAAUUACAGUUUACAUCAAUAACAAAAUUUUGUUGAUAUAAAUUUAACUUAACUUUAAUAAAACAUCUUUUUGGUGAUUCAUAUCAAAGUUUGAAAGCAAAUAAUAGGAAAUUCAAUAACAAAGAAGGAGUGUUUUCACCCUGAUGUGAAAGUUUUAUAAUAUACAAAAUUCU
Molecule: messenger RNA, 644 nt
Organism: Onthophagus taurus
Lineage: Eukaryota; Metazoa; Arthropoda; Insecta; Coleoptera; Scarabaeidae
Source: RefSeq, a predicted model, not a curated record